AUGGCCCGCCAGCCCGUCUACGAGACGACGUUAGACUUACGUCUCAAGCAGCGAUAUGCCGACCAGGGCUUGGACCGAAUGGCCCAGAGUCCUAGUCGCAACCAAGAUUUACCAGUGGUAACAGUGAAAAUCAACGACACACCACCUGAGUUUUGGGUAGACUCUGGAGCAGGUGUCAACGUUAUCGGAGAGACAACGUGGCAGAAGCACCUGCAGACGAUGCAGCUAGAACACACAACCACAAAGCUGGUACCAGAUGGAGUCGCGCCAGAAAUCCCAGUCAUGGGAAAGUUCUCUGCAACGGUCUGUGCUCUAUACCAAGUCAUCGAAGCGACAGCAUACGUCGUAAAAGGGACACAUCGGUCGCUUCUGAGUUACAAGACAGCUUCUGACCUAAAGCUCAUCACAAUACUUCAGCUCAUCACAGAACACAGUAGUGUCGACGCAAAGAAAGAGUUUCCAAAGCUGUUUGGCAAGGUCGGUCGGUUCAAGAACUUUCACGUCAAGCUGAACAUCUCACAAGACGUCCAACCAGUCGUGCGACAACACCGUCGAAUUCCUUUCUAG
This is a messenger RNA of Dermacentor silvarum, 567 nucleotides long. RefSeq lists its product as uncharacterized. The transcript has 2 exons. The record is from RefSeq and is a predicted model, not a curated record. Lineage: Eukaryota; Metazoa; Arthropoda; Arachnida; Ixodida; Ixodidae. The coding region runs from base 1 to 567 and encodes 188 amino acids.